AAAAGAAGCAGAGAGGGAAAGGAAAACCAAAACCCCUCCCAAAUACUUUUAGCUGCCGAUCAAAUCCGUUUCAGAUCACUGUAUACUGUUUCCACUUCCUGGAAACCCGCUUCGUGUUUCUGCUUUCGGUGUGAUUUGGUGAAGAUUGGUGGUGGAGGCGGCGGCGGAUGAUUGGAUUUAAAUAUGGCGGAGCAACCGUCGCAGUUGAUGCAGAGAUUGAAAGAGAACAAACUGUUCAAGAUGGUCUUCGCCGUAGCUGGAAUCAUGUCAACACUUCUUGUUUACGGAGUCUUACAGGAAAAGAUUAUGAGAGUUCCAUAUGGUCCAAACAAAGAAUAUUUUAAGUACUCAUUGUUUCUUGUCUUCUGCAACCGCAUCACCACUUCUGCUGUAUCUGGAGGAUUCUUACUGGCAAGUAAAACUGUCCUGGACCCUGUUGCUCCAAUUUACAAGUAUUGUGUUGUAUCGGUGUCUAAUAUACUCACUACAACGUGCCAGUAUGAGGCCCUUAAAUACGUCAGUUUCCCAGUGCAGACGCUGGCAAAAUGUGCUAAGAUGAUACCUGUAAUGAUUUGGGGCACUUUUAUCAUGCAAAAGAAGUAUACUGGACGUGAUUAUCUAUUUGCCUUCUUGGUGACCCUUGGAUGCUCAAUUUUUAUAUUAUUUCCGGCAGAAGGUGACAUUAGUCCAUACAGUAGAGGAAGGGAAAGCACGGUUUGGGGUGUUUCCUUGAUGCUUGGUUAUCUUGGGUUUGAUGGGUUCACAAGCACAUUUCAGGAUAAACUUUUCAAAGGCUAUGAUAUGGGGAUACACAAUCAGAUAUUUUACACAACACUGUGUUCUUGCAUGAUCAGCUUCACUGGUCUACUCUUACAAGGCAAUCUUCCCAUGGCUAUAGAUUUUGUUACCCGGCACAAUGAUUGCUUUAUUGACAUCAUAAUUUUGUCAACUGUGGCGACAGUUAGUCAAUUCUUCAUUUCUUACACAAUCCGUAAUUUUGGUGCUCUUGCCUUUGCCACCAUAAUGACCACAAGACAGUUGGUAAGCAUUCUAUUGUCCUGCGUGUGGUUUGCUCACCCACUCAGUGCAGAACAAUUGAUCGGAGCAGUUAUUGUCUUUGGUACCUUGUACUCGAAAAGCUUCUUAAAAAGUAAGCCGGUGCCUUUGUCCUCAGAACAAACAGAGAAUGAGGCUUCUGCUCCAGCGAGGGCUAACACAUAACACAUCGGCAUCGUAACUAGGGACGUGCUAUAUCCCUCUCUGUUCAGGGGCUUAAGAUCGCUAAUCUCUUUAACUAGUUGUUGAAUGAUGGCUGUCCUUGUGACUUCUAAAGCUGGGGCUCUAUCUACAUAUUUGAGAAGAACGGCUUUGCUUGGAGUAAUUUUACCUGAAACUCCUGCAAGCAUAAAAUGAUUCCAGACUUGUCUCAAGUAACAAGCAGCUGAUGUACCCUCUGAAGCUUCACUACCAUGGCCCAUCUUUUUACAGGUAGAAAGUUUACUAUCCGUACAACAAGAAUGAUCCCCUUAGUGAAAACUUUUUGUGGCUGCUCUUUGUUCUCUCAACCUCUAUCUUCAUAGAAAUUUUGCGAAGUAUGCUGAUGACUAGUGGAAAAGGAGAAACGUUAUUGCGUAACAGUUACUGCAAAGGUUUAGAAUUCUUCUUUUUUGACCCAAAUGAUAGGGAUUUUAUCAUUACCUGUAGAUCUUCUCAAAGUCACUCAAAAACUCUUAUUUUAAACAAAUCUGAUAUAUCAUAGACAAAUGAGAUGCUAUACACCCCUUAAAUCAUCAUAUUCGUUAGACUGUUAUAGUUUCUAUAUAUUCUUUUAAGUUGAAGGAUAAAGGAUUAUGUACACCAUUACGGCUUGAGUAUCAAUUAUCAACAGUUAUACAAAUCAGCAUCUAAUAGUAAUCUUUGUA
Messenger RNA from Sesamum indicum (sesame), 1922 nucleotides. RefSeq names its product UDP-galactose/UDP-glucose transporter 5B. Gene Ontology annotation, biological process: transmembrane transport; 3'-phosphoadenosine 5'-phosphosulfate transport. Gene Ontology annotation, molecular function: 3'-phosphoadenosine 5'-phosphosulfate transmembrane transporter activity. The record is from RefSeq and is a predicted model, not a curated record. NCBI's taxonomy places the organism in Eukaryota, Viridiplantae, Streptophyta, Magnoliopsida, Lamiales, Pedaliaceae. Gene Ontology annotation, cellular component: Golgi membrane; endoplasmic reticulum membrane.